AUGGCAGACGACAAAAAUACAUCCUCAUCUUUCUUUCCAUUAGUUAGGAACGAAUUUUUAGAAGAGAAUUCUCAAAAACUUGAGAGUGAAGACAUAAUCCCUCACAUCACCAACCUAAACAAUGAACAGCCUUUCUCUGGUGGGAUUGUUGAACUCUCUGAAGAGUCAAUGGAGGACAACUCCUCGUCCCCCUUAAUCGGUGACAUGAAAAACAUUAUCCUGGAGAUCCCUAUUGGAAAUGAUGUUGUGGAAGCCAUAAUAGACUUUGCUAGGCGCCAUGAAGCUAGCAUAACCGUAAUGACGGGUACUGGUCUUGUCUCUGAUAUUACACUUCUCGAACCAGAUUCCCGUGUCCCAACUUUCCAAUUAGAUGGUCCAUUCAAUAUGUUAUCUCUCGCUGGAGUGUAUUUAAAUCCUAAUAGUUUUCAUGUUCCUCCUCAGCUUAUCAAAGAUCCAUUGUGUACUGCGUUUACCCUUCAACUCUCUGGAUCUCGAGGACAAGUGUUUGGCGGAGUGAUUGGAGGAAAGAUUAAUGCGGCCAGUGACAUUCAGAUUUCGGCCUUUCUUCUCAAGAGGCCCGGAUUCGUUAGGAUGGUCACCGAUGAUGGAAAUGUUCAUUUAUUUGAAGAUGACGACGUCCCAACAAUUGCUGGUGAUGUUGAUGUCGAUGAUGGUGGUGUUGAUGCACGUGAAACUCAAUCAAAAUUAGAUGAUCAAAUUCUCUCUUAG
Messenger RNA from Vicia villosa (hairy vetch), 729 nucleotides. Its product is annotated as AT-hook motif nuclear-localized protein 28-like. Lineage: Eukaryota; Viridiplantae; Streptophyta; Magnoliopsida; Fabales; Fabaceae. The record is from RefSeq and is a predicted model, not a curated record. Gene Ontology annotation, molecular function: minor groove of adenine-thymine-rich DNA binding; DNA-binding transcription factor activity. Bases 1 to 729 code for a protein of 242 amino acids. Gene Ontology annotation, cellular component: nucleus. The transcript has a single exon.